Molecule: messenger RNA, 495 nt
Organism: Bipolaris zeicola 26-R-13
Lineage: Eukaryota; Fungi; Ascomycota; Dothideomycetes; Pleosporales; Pleosporaceae
Exons: 2
Source: RefSeq, a predicted model, not a curated record
AUGUAUAUCGUACCAUCUUUGUUAGUAAUUACUACUAUUUCAGGCUCUACUCUGGGAUUUAAUCGCCCACCAUCAAAUACGAAUCUCUUGCAAGAGGCGUAUACAAUCUAUGGCCCAAACUUCAAUUUAACAAGGUCGAUGACGGCUGGAUCUGGUGAACCAGUCCAGAGCUACUGGUACGCAUCCUAUUUGUCUGGAGACAACGGUCAUGAAUACUUCAGUAUUGCUUGUAUUUUCAAAGCUGCCAAACCAGGUUCUAUCAAUUCCCUCGUCUCCCUAUUAGACAUUGAAACGGGAGAGUACUAUGGCCAAAACCAUCUCGUUCCGGGAGUGAUCUCGAACAAGACGUACGAUAUCGAUAGUGGCAUACUCAGGCAAUAUGCGAGUACAGCAGAUUUAGUAUCUGUUCAACAUGCGGAAAGCAGCGAUCCCUAUGCUACAUUUAACCUCACAUUCGAGCCACGAGGACCUAAUCUAUACCAUGGAGGGUCAGGG